GUCUCGAAUCAUUGACAGCAAUCCCAUCAUUGACAAUUAUCCUAGCAUCCACGUGGCCAAAUCCCCUUCAAUCUCAUAGACCUGCUGGACCAGAUAAUGGUGCACUUAGUUCGGUGCAGGCAAAUCUACCACCGCUGGGUAUCGUCCAGGAUGCGCAGGAGCUUACCACCAACGCCCAUGCAUUCCACAAACAAGCAUAUGAGCUAUUGCGGGAAAAGGCGGAUUUUGCGAGACGAGUGUAUGACCACGCAUCCCUAUCUUCACUGGACAAGGUUCGGCGAGUUUCCGAUAAAGUUGCAGAGCUCGAAGAAAUCGAACCACCUCAAUUUGAUACCACCGACUUAUCCCAGUAUAUCGAGCGUGUAGCGGAUAUGUUGUGUCACCUCGCCAGCGAUCCCGACAAUUUCUCGGCGGAAGACUAUCGCAACGUACUCCGGGAGGUCAACGACAAGAACCUCAGUUCGAGUGACAAAAUGCAACAAUACUAUCUCCGACUCUAUUCUCGCCCACGGGAUCAAGCCAUGGAAGAGUUUCGCCGUUAUAUGGAGGCCCAGCCGGUAGACAUGGCCUGGGCUGCUUAA
Acaulospora colombiana is the source of this 581-nucleotide messenger RNA. The record is from the annotation of a GenBank genome assembly. NCBI's taxonomy places the organism in Eukaryota, Fungi, Glomeromycota, Glomeromycetes, Diversisporales, Acaulosporaceae.